Molecule: messenger RNA, 1782 nt
Organism: Cylindrotheca closterium
Lineage: Eukaryota; Bacillariophyta; Bacillariophyceae; Bacillariales; Bacillariaceae
Source: the annotation of a GenBank genome assembly
AUGUCCGGUGAAUAUUAUUCCGAUGGCGGAACUGGAACGGCUGAAACCGAGUCCAGCUCGCCAGGUUGCUCCUUGAGCGAACGACUUCGACCCAAGAUUCGAAAGGCUCCGGAUUUGGAAGGACUGGCGGUGUUUACCUGGGGACGAGGAGAGGAUGGACAAUUGGGGUUGGGUGAUACUAGUGAUCAAGAUGAACCAACCUAUGUGGACGCCUUGAGAGGAGUGGGCGUCCGGCAGAUUGCUUGCGGGAGUGGACAUACUGUAGUAUUGUCUACGGAAGGAGAAGUGUUUACAUGGGGACGAGGUGACGAUGGACGACUCGGACAUGGAGAUAAUGGUUGGAAAUAUGUGCCUCGCAUCACGCAGAGCCUUGCAGGACAGGUAGUGACACAGGUGACUUGUGGCAGUUAUCAUACGGCAGCUGUUUCAGGAAAUGGAGACUUGUUUACUUGGGGAGGUGGCAUGUAUGGAAAGUUGGGUCAUGGAAAUGAAAUGGGGCAUUCGACACCCAAACGAGUGGAAGCGCUGGCCGGUCUCCCAGUUUCACAGAUUGCGUGUGGGUCCCGACACACUGUAGCUGUUGUUUCCAAUGGCGCACUGUACUCAUGGGGAGAUAAAGAGAAUGGAGUUGCUGGACAUGGAGACACCGAAGGACAUCAGUACACACCCAAAUUGGUCGAACGUUUGGCUGGAAAGACAAUCGUUCAGCUCUCAGCUUGCGGCUUCCAUACUUGCUGUUUGGACAACUCAUCCGAAGUGUACUCUUGGGGUGAGGGCAAAUUUGGAAGACUUGGUCAUGGUACCGAACGUAACUGCCAUACGCCUCGACUGAUUGAAGCACUUUUGGGCAAGAGUCCAAGGCAAGUGUCCUGCGGAGGAUUUCACACUGCCGUUUGCACUGAAGAUGGAGCUCUAUAUACAUUUGGUGGUGGAGAACAUGGACAAUUGGGUCACAACGAUCGUGUCAACAAGUUAACACCCACUCUAGUGGAAGCCCUCAGUGACAAGUUUGUGUCCCAAAUCACAUGCGGCUGGUCUCACAGCGUCGCAUUGACCUCACAGGGAAGAGUCUACUGUUGGGGCAACGGUGAUCAUGGUAAAUUAGGACAUGGGUCGGGCCGAAAAGUCUCUGUCCCUAAUUUGGUGGACAAGUUGAAGGAUUAUCGAGUGGUUCGUGUGGCAUCGUACAAUGAACAUACGUCAGCAUUGGUAGAACCCUUUGAUCACACCAAUGGCUUGGGUGGCGGGGUCAAUGCAGUUCCAGUCACAACUACGUAUUCGUCUCAGAUGAGAGCCUUGGUGGACGAUGAAGAGUAUUCCGAUAUCACUUUUUUGGUGGAAGGCCAAACAGUCCACGCGCACCGUGCCAUUUUGGCGCAACGCUGUGACCAUUUUGCAGCCAUGUUUCGCAGUGGCAUGAAGGAAGCAUGCGAAAGACUUGUUCCUAUUCCAGAUAUUUCCCGACGAGCAUUUUUGAUGUUGUUGGAGUACCUUUACACAGAUGCAGUCAAGGUGGACGUGGAACAUGCGAUCGAGCUGUAUAUUGCCUCGGAUAUGUAUCAGCUGGACAGGCUUCGCGACAUGUGUUGCACUGUGGUCAAGCGCAACUUGAAUGCAGAGAAUGCUGGACCGCUUUUGCAAAGUGCCAGCGAGAAUCAUUGUCAAAUCCUUCGUGACGUUUGCAUGUCCUAUGUAGUGGAGAACUUUGAUAUCGUGAGCAAGACAGAUGGCAUUAAGCAAGUUAGCCAUUCUUUGCUCUUGGAAAUUCUUUCACAAAGAUAA